Lytechinus variegatus (green sea urchin) is the source of this 2478-nucleotide messenger RNA. Its product is annotated as nose resistant to fluoxetine protein 6-like. NCBI's taxonomy places the organism in Eukaryota, Metazoa, Echinodermata, Echinoidea, Temnopleuroida, Toxopneustidae. The transcript has 17 exons. The coding region runs from base 179 to 2383 and encodes 734 amino acids. The record is from RefSeq and is a predicted model, not a curated record. Gene Ontology annotation, molecular function: acyltransferase activity, transferring groups other than amino-acyl groups.
UUAGCGGUUAUCUGUCCCUUUUUCCGCAAAAGGUCACUGUCAUAUAAACUCAUAUCACUUCAGAGCAACAUCAUUGCACUGGUAUACAGCUCGAUAUCUCUCCGAAUAUUAUGAUUUGAGGUCAAAUUAUUCUUUUGCCGCCGUGGACUACGUCGUCGUACGUACAGUUGAUUUCAAAAUGAUUAAAACAGCGAUUUUAUUGGGAUUCUUUUUAACCUGUUGCAAUGCACAAUUGGAAUUUGCGAGUGUGUUGGAAGUAUUGACGAAGGCUAGUGGAUUACCUGCUAUUGAAUAUCUGAUUGAGAAUUCACCCAAUGAGGUAUCUAGUCAGUGUUUGAAUGAUCUACAAACUUAUCUAUCGGAUCUGUCCAUCGGAUCAAGAUAUGCGAGAAAAUUGGCAUCUUCGUUUGGUGAAUUUCCAGACGAGAGUGUUGAAUUUACCUGGACUGGAUAUGACUAUGGAGUCAUGGAGCAAUGUUUAGACGUGAACAAGGACGAUGAAGAUGACUCGCCUUUCGAUGCCCAUUACUGUAUGGCUAUGACUAUGAUCUCUACGUUGGAGGUACAUAUCGGGACGUGCUGGCCUUCUUCAUGCGAAAAUCAAGAUGCACAAGUCAUAUCAACACAAUUGUCAUUGCUCCUUUUAAACAGUACUGAUCCUGGACUAAACUUCGUAUGCCUUGCCCGACCAGCAUGGGACCCAGAUGCUAUCGCAGUCCUCACGUUCUUUUGCGUCGUUGCUUCUCUGGUUUUGAUAGGAACUAUAUACGACCUCUACAUACGAAAACAUUGCAUCUCGGCUUCGGGGCGUUCGAAAGACCAAACGAAGUCAAUGACCACGAAAACUGGGGUCAAUGGUUUUGUGAAUGAAAAAUACACACCCACGGAUGAAGAGAAUUCCUCAUCAAAGAAUGACUUGGAAAGUGAGAUUCCUCCCAAAGAAGCUUAUCCAAGUAUACCUGCAGCUUCAGAAGGCACUGUUAUCCAAAGUAUGGCGAUGACAUCACUUCAGCAAUCACAUGAACCACGUGGAGAAUCGACUGAGCAGGAGACAGAAAAGAAAGCCGGUAUAUUAGAUGGAGUAUUGAUGUCUUAUUCAGCUGCUACCAAUCUCCGACUCAUACUGAGCGCCAAACCGUCUCGAUCUAAUCUAGGCGUUCUUAAUGGAUUGCGUGUCAUCAGCAUGUUCUGGAUCAUCCUACUACAUUGUAACCUCUUCCUCUAUGGCUCAAAGAAAUUAGAUAACUAUUAUACCAUACUUAGCACAUCGACCAAGUUUCCUAGAAUGGCCAUACAUUACGGAACGUUUGCAGUAGAUACCUUCUUUGUUCUUGGAGGACUGCUGGUUACAUACACUACCCUAUUGAAGCUCAGGAAAUCGAAUGGGCAGAUGAACUGGCUCAUGUUUUAUUUCCAUCGAUACUGGCGCCUCACCCCUGCCCUGCUCGGGGCGAUGGCCCUCUGGAUCUCACUGGGAAAACAUCUAGCCGGCCAGGGUGCUAUGUUCGAGAUCUUCUAUGGAUAUGUCAGGCAUUGGUGCAAGCGGGAGUGGUGGACAUAUCCGCUUUACAUCAAUAAUCUCUACCCAUUCCCCGGUAAUAAUAACGCAUCGUGUAUGGGUUGGGCCUGGUAUUUGGCUUGUGAUAUGCAGUUCUAUUUAAUAAGUCCUCUCAUCAUCACAUUACUUUACAGGAAGAAACAGUUUGGUAUCGGACUCGUCUUUGGCUUGACAACAAUAUCGAUUGCCUCAGCUAUCGGGAUCAGCUGGUAUUAUGGAGUUAACCCUGUCGGACCUGAAUUUAAUGAUCGUCUUGGUGGUGAAAAUCUUGAUAUCACAUACACCAAACCAUACACAAGGAUCCACUCUUACCUAGUGGGUAUGUUUGUGGGAUAUCUCCUCUUCAGAACGGUCGAUAGAAAGAUCAAGAUUCCUUGGUGGUUUGUUUUGAUUGGAUGGUCGGCUGCAUUUAUCCUUGGUAUGACGUGCGUCUACUCCCUGUACGGUGCCCGCAUGAAGCCGGAUAAAAUGGAACAGUUCGAAGCGGUUCUGUGGGAGGGACUUUCUAGGUUUGCUUGGUCCAUCGCCAUCGCUUGGGUAUGCUUCUCAUGUAUCAAGGGAUAUGGAGGUAUAAUCAACUCUUUCCUCAGCUGGAACUUCUGGAUUCCAAUGGGACGGCUGACCUACUGUACCUAUCUCAUACACCCUCUGGUCAUCUACAACGCUCUCAUGAGCGGCAAGGCUCUUUUCCACUUCGGAAUUAUUUCCUUCAGCUUCUACUUUGUUGGAAGUGUGGUGUUUUCUUACCUCGCUGCUCUAAUCCUUUCUCUCUUGAUGGAAGUACCGGCUGCUGGUCUGGAAAAGAUCCUAUUCGGUCGGGACUAAUGUGGAACCCAGGGCUCCGUCACACAAAGAUUAGCGAUCAAUCGCUAAAUGAACUGACCAAUCGAUAUAAACGUUACACGCGCAUUUGGUUUAAA